CAUAAGAAGGCUGCAGUCAUGUGAUAUCAAGAUGGUGGAUGAGAGGUGUAAACAUGAAAGUUUACAAAUGUCAUAAUUUUAGGUCUCAGAAUGUCAUACAAGUGGACAACGAACCGGUGUCUUUGUUUGCAUACAAGGACAAAUUGUUCGUUGCAACACAGAAUUGUUGUGUCUUUGCUUUUAAGUUUUUAGCUAAUCAGAAUCACCAGAGGACGAACGCUUUUGCUACAGAGGCGCGAGUUCAACAGCUCCUGUUUAAUGACACUGGUAAUUAUGUUGCAACUUUAGAGGUGAAAUCAUCUAGAAGGCAAACAUUUUAUGCAGUAAAAAUUUAUCUGAACUGGCAGCUGGCGACAGAUCCAAACAGCACCAGAUCUUGUGUACGACUUGCCAAUCAUGAUCAUAGUUUGAAGCCAAACAGUAUAUCUAAGGAUCAACUACAAGUCAUUGACAUACCUUGCAGCAAAGAAGUUACAUGUAUAUCUUCUUGUCAAAAGACAGGAAACCUAGUGAUAGUUCAGAGAGACAAAACAACUUUCUACCAAGUUGUGGAGAAAUCUGUUUCAAAUUCUGAGAAAACUUAUGUGGAUGUAGUGCCAUUUUUAGAGUUGGACUGGAGUUUUGAUGUGAAAUGUAUUUCUUUCUGUGAGAAUUAUGUAGCAGUUACAUCAGAAGAGGAAGCACAGGUUGUGCGUCUUUUGUACACAGAAUCUAACAAGCAAACAGAGGACGUUGACAUUUUAAAACAUUUUCCUUCAAGGACUCGCAGAAGGGUAUCCUCAGUCUUGAGUGAACUAUCUAUAAGCUCUGAUAAGCACCAAAACUUAGAUUCAUCUCUUAGUCAUGGAUCUAGAUAUGGAGCUUUUGGUUCAUCUAGAAAUUCUAUGAAUGCUAGUCCUGCAUUAUCAUCAUCGUCCUUGAACAAACUAGGAUUUGAUGCAUUUAAUAAAAUUGAUGAUGAUGAAAACUUUGUGAUAUGGAAUUUUGAUGAAAGUGAACAAAAAGAGGAUCUGGAUGGGAGUUUGUUUCUAGGAAGACGGGGAGUCAGGAGAAAGCAAUCCAAAACAGCCGUUCUGAAGAGUCUGCAUGAACUCACUCAGAGAGACAUACUUCUGGCAGAUAAUCCAAAACACAGUGACCUCAGAGGAGGCAGUCACUCCACUAUAGGAGAACUCAGUGUUGUUACAGUACUGUACAAAAGAAGUUCCUCCAGUACAGAUUCGUGGAAGUUCAUACAACUCCAUCCAACAUACCUCGCUGAUGCUGAGAGGUUGGUUAUGAGGGACUGGUAUAGAGAGAUCCCCGUUCAGUCCUCCGUGUUCAGUAGUCUGGUGGGUGUGUCCUGUCUCCUGAGCAGUGCCAGGGUGGGGACAAUGUACAACUUAUGGAACAAGACCUCAGAUAUAUCACAUUAUAAAUACACACUAGAUGUGCAUCAGCUGAUAACAGAUGGGAACUUGUUGUAUGUCAUGAAUGAGAAAGGGUUGGAGAUUUAUUCCAGCAGGUGUAAUGCAGCAGCCAUUCAUAACUCAGAGGAUCUUAACGGCAUUACCAAGGCUUACCCCUCUGCUAGCCUGGACAUCUGUCUGUUAGGGGCCCAUCCUUUUAUUGGCGCUACACAGAUCACACUGGCAGAUGAUACUGUAGUUCUGUUGUCCAAGGUGGAUGGAUCUAGCAAUAAAAAUGAGGAGAGUAUAUGGAGUCUGUAUGCCCUUGAGAAAUGUUCUGUUUCUGAACUUUUCAAAGAUAUGCUGAACUAUGGAUCCAAGAAUCAAAAGUCAAGCUCUUCAGCUUACUUACACAUGUUACAAGAAAGUCACAUGAUUGUGAGAAAUGCUCUCAUUGGUCAACAGAGAACAGAUGAUCAUCUACUAGAAUUAUACAGGGAGUCAUGUGGCCUUUUGGGUGAACACUACUCACUGCCUGAUGCAGAAGAUCACAGAUUGUGUCUGCCCUAUUAUCUGAUGUCUGGUCUCUCCAUCAGUGAUAUCAUAAAACAAGCUGUGAUUUACAAACUCCAGUCCAAAAAGACAACACCAUAUUGCUAUGGAAAAGGAUUCAGUUAUUACCUGAGUUAUGUUUUGUUUCAAGAUGAGGAGCCUUUUGUUUUACUUGAGACAGAUGGAGACCAGAUCCUUGAAGUGUGUGCUGAGGUUAUUCCAGAUCGAAUGUCAGAGGUUAUCUUAUUCUCCCGUCUCCAGACAUACAACCCAGAGACUGCGCUCAAACUGCUUCAAUCACAGAUGCAACAUAAAUCAUCCAUCGAUGAAAAACACACUCCUGUAGAUAUGGUAGCUCUGGCAAGUUUACACCUGAAGCUGUGUGAUCCAGAACCAGCACAUGUGGCUCUGACAUCAAUACCACAAAGGGAGCUAACUAAGAUCUGUAUCCGCCAUCAUCAGCUUCUACAUCAAGACUUUGCAGAGUUAUCCCCCUUAUCUCAAUUGAUGAGAUGCCAUUGUCCUCAAGUUUUGAUCACCUCCCUGGUGGCUCUACAUGACAUAGGGAUGAUAUCUCUGGAUUUAGCCAUCCAAUUACUGCAGGGUACACAUGAUGAGGAUGCAAAAUUCAAGAAUAAUCAUGUCAAAGAAUACCUGGAAAAAAUAUUAGAAGAUAAUCGAAGAAAAUACAUUUUUGAAGAGGCAGCAGUUCUUCUCUCUGAAAUAUACAUGAAGAGAAUUGUUCAUGUUACACAUCCUACUGACAGACAAAGGCUGAAUGGACAAGUUCAGAUCAAGGCCACUGGAUACUUUGGACAGAGAUAUUCCUGGUUAGAUGAGUUACCUCCCUUUAGGGGGUUAUAUGCCUUAAAGCAGCCCUGUCUAUAUCUCAGACCAUCCAGUCCUACCACAGUACGAAAAAACAACAUCACAGCUCCAGCUGUCAAUAAACAGGAGAACUGUCCUUGUGCUCUAUGUCAUGAGGACCUCCUUAAACUACAGAGUAUGCUCUGUUCCCCCUCCUGUAGUGGGGCUGUGGUGGACAAAGUUCUAGAUCUCCUAAAGACCUCACCCUCCAUACAGGGCAGGGACUCUGUCUGGGUACUGUGUAAAAUCAGGUCAGAGGUCACAGAAACUUUCAAGGUCAUGGUGGAAAGGUACCCGACUGUCCUUCUUAGUUUUAGUACAUCUGUACUGGAGGCAGAUCCUGGUUUGUGGAGCCAUUUUUUGAAUGAGGUUGUGCAGAUGAAUAAACUCCAAGCUGAAAAUCCAGAUGAGAAUGCAGACAUUUAUUUUAAAACAUUUCAAGGCAUACUAAAACACCUGACAGAUAUUCUAAAUGUAAGGGACUUUCUCCAGAUUUUACCUGAGGAGGGGAACAUGCUGUUUUUCUUGCCAUACAUUACUGAGUGCCAAGAAAAGGACAAAUCUAAAAAGCUGUUAAAUACUGUAGUUAGAAAAGGAGAACAUUUACAACGAUUUGUUUAAUGCUUUAAUCAACCAUUUUUUAAUAACAUGAUAUUCAAUAAAUUUCCAACAUCGUG
Messenger RNA from Saccostrea echinata, 3484 nucleotides. RefSeq names its product BLOC-2 complex member HPS3-like. The record is from RefSeq and is a predicted model, not a curated record. Gene Ontology annotation, biological process: organelle organization. NCBI's taxonomy places the organism in Eukaryota, Metazoa, Mollusca, Bivalvia, Ostreida, Ostreidae. The transcript is spliced from 20 exons. Gene Ontology annotation, cellular component: cytoplasm. Bases 39 to 3428 code for a protein of 1129 amino acids. Gene Ontology annotation, molecular function: protein binding.